AUGAUAGGAUUGGAUGCUGCAGGAAAAACAACUAUAUUAAACAGAUUAAAAUUAGGAAAAAUAGAAUACUAAAUCCCAACCAUAGGAUAUAAUUUAGAAACAAUUUAAAAUAAAAAGUUUGAAAUAAUUUCUUGGGAUAUUGGAGGUGCAGACAAAAUAAGAAUUCUAUGGAUAAAUUAUUUGUAGAAAAGUCAAGGAAUAAUUUAUGUUAUUGAUUGUUUUGAUAAAGAAAGAAUGGAUUAGGCAAAGACUGAAUUACAUAAAAUGUUGCUUGAACUUGUUGAAUAGCCCCUUUUAAUAUUUGCAAAUAAAUAAGACUUAGUAAAAAUGAACCCGGAAGAAUUAGUUGUUGAAUUAGCUAUGCAAAAUUAUUCUAAAAAUUGGCAUAUAUAACCAUGUUGCUCAAGUACUGGUGAAGGACUUUAAGAAGGGCUCAACUGGAUGGAAGAAUAGCUAUAAUUAUAGCUAAAAUGA
This is a messenger RNA of Paramecium tetraurelia, 474 nucleotides long. RefSeq lists its product as uncharacterized. The record is from RefSeq and is a predicted model, not a curated record. NCBI's taxonomy places the organism in Eukaryota, Ciliophora, Oligohymenophorea, Peniculida, Parameciidae. The transcript has a single exon. Gene Ontology annotation, cellular component: cytoplasm. Gene Ontology annotation, biological process: intracellular protein transport; vesicle-mediated transport. Gene Ontology annotation, molecular function: GTP binding; GTPase activity.